Messenger RNA from Medicago truncatula (barrel medic), 2851 nucleotides. Its product is annotated as ferric reduction oxidase 4. Gene Ontology annotation, cellular component: plasma membrane. The transcript is spliced from 8 exons. NCBI's taxonomy places the organism in Eukaryota, Viridiplantae, Streptophyta, Magnoliopsida, Fabales, Fabaceae. Bases 781 to 2703 code for a protein of 640 amino acids. Gene Ontology annotation, molecular function: ferric-chelate reductase activity. The record is from RefSeq and is a predicted model, not a curated record.
UGGUAUUAUAUAUAGCUAGUGCUUGUGGUUUUAGAAGACAACUCUCACACAUUUCGUUUUCUUUUCUUUUGUGAAAGCAAGUGGGGUUUGCUAUUUUGACUCCAUAGUAACCAACAGAAGUCUUCACUCUUCACUCUUUUCACUACCUCCACAUAUCUUAUAUUCCAUUAUUGCUUAGGAUCACAAUUCUGAUUUUUCUUUCUUUUCUUGAACGUUGGCAUUGUUGAUUUAUCUGAAAACGAAUUAUACAGAUAAGGUCCCCUGUUGUUACGGCCUAUGGUUUGGCUGUGAGCAUAUUUUAUGGGGUUUGUGCCCUUGAUAAUUCAUGUGCUAUGUUAGUGAGAAGCCGUUGUUGUAUUCUGUUAGCUGUGAGGCCAAGUAUACCGAGUAAUUAGACGUGAGGCGCACCAAUAAUAAUAGUAAUAUCUGUAACUGUUAUUAGCCUUAGCAAUCACCAUAUAUAGCCAUAGUGGUGUCUUGAUUUAUCUAUAUAUAAACCUUUCAUAUUCUACAGGAUGCAGAUUAUGUAGUGAACUGAAAUUGAGACUCUCUACACACGAAUGUGCAGUAUGAUGAUGAAGAGACACACAAUAAUAUUCCUAAGAAUCAUUUUUCUUGUGAUGUUUCUUGGGUGGCUAUCUGUUUGGAUCUUGUUGCCUACUAAGAUUUACAAAAAGAUCUGGGCUCCCAUGCUACAAAACAAGUUCAAUUCUACAUACUUCAGAGGGCAAGUAGUUCUUAACUUUAUUAGGGAUAAAUCUCCUGUUUUUCACAUUCCCUAUGAUGUUCAUUGGAGCUCUGAGUUGUAUUUAUCUCCAUUUUCAUCAAGAAAAAAUAACAGAAAAGUUGCCUUCCAGAAGCGGCGGCGCUCUAAAGAGAUGUUUAGGCUUCCUGAGACGUCCAUUCCUGGUUAUGUCUCCAAUUGGAAUUGUUUCAGCUAUGGAGCUUAUUUUUGUACUCAUGUUUGCUGCACUCUUGAUAUGGUCCCUUUCCAAUUACUUACAUACCGGUUUCGAUCACCUCCGCAUGCACAAACAAGAUGAGAAAAUAUGGGAAGCAAAGUUGAGGAGUGUAUCUUUGAGACUUGCUUACAUAGGAAACAUAUGUUUGGCAUUUUUGUUCUUUCCAGUCACAAGAAUGUCUUCUAUUCUGCCUCUUGUUGGACUCACAUCUGAGUCAAGCAUCAAGUAUCAUAUCUGGCUUGGACAAUUAUCUAUGGUUCUCUUUGCUGCUCAUUCCAUUGGUUUUAUCAUUUAUUGGGCCAUCACUAACCAAAUGAUUGAGAUGCUAGAGUGGAGCAAGACAUAUGUAUCCAAUGUAGCUGGAGAGAUUGCAAGUUUAAUAGCAUUAGCUAUGUGGAUAACAAGCAUUCCACAAAUAAGGCGCAAGAUGUAUGAAGUAUUCUUCUACACUCACCAUCUCUACAUUCUCUAUAUCUUAUUCUUUGCCAUCCAUGCUGGAGUUGGAUCCAUGUGCGUAAUUGCUCCUGGGGUUUUCCUAUUCCUCAUUGAUAGACACCUUAGAUUCUUACAAUCUCGCCAACAUGCUCGGUUACUAUCUGCUCGCCUUUUACCUUGUGAUGCCCUUGAGCUCAACUUCUCCAAGAAUCCUAGUUUAUACUAUAACCCCACAAGCUUGGUGUUCAUAAAUGUUCCAAAGGUUUCCAAGCUGCAAUGGCACCCUUUUACAGUGACUUCUAGUUGUAAUAUGGAGACUAACUAUCUGAGUGUUGCCAUAAAAAAUGUGGGUAGCUGGUCAAACAAGCUGUAUCAGGAACUUUCUUCUUCAUCUUUGGAUCAUCUUAAUAUUUCAGUUGAAGGACCUUACGGACCCCAUACUGCACAAUUUCUAAGGCAUGAGCAGAUUGUGAUGGUGAGUGGCGGAAGUGGCGUAACUCCCUUCAUAUCUAUAAUCCGAGAUCUCAUAUUUCAAAGCCAACAACAAGAAUUCCAACCUCCAAAACUCCUACUUGUUUGUAUUUUCAAAAACUACGCUGAUCUAACCAUGUUAGAUCUUAUGCUUCCUAUUUCUGGUUUAAAAACUCGAAUCUCUCAGCUUCAGUUACAAAUUGAAGCUUACAUCACAAGAGAAAAACAAGAACCUUCAAAAGAUACUCAAAAACAAAUCCAAACGAUAUGGUUUAAAACAAACCUCUCUGAUUGUCCUAUCUCAGCUGUAUUAGGCCCAAAUAACUGGUUAUGGCUUGGUGCUAUAAUCACAUCAUCGUUCGUCAUGUUUCUCCUCUUUUUAGGAAUUGUUACUCGUUACUAUAUUUAUCCGAUUGAAAAUAACUCAGGUGAAGUAUAUAACUGGACCUACGGGGUUAUGUGGUACAUGUUUUCAUUUUGUUCAUGUAUAUGUAUAUGUUCUAGUGUUGUUUUUCUUUGGUUGAAGAGAUUAAACAAAUUAGAAAAUAAGCAUAUAAUGAAUGUAGAAGUUUCAACACCAGCAAGAUCACCAGGGUCAUGGAUUUAUGGUUCAGAAAGAGAGCUUGAGAGCCUUCCUCAUCAAUCUUUAGUGCAAGCUACCAAUGUACAUUUUGGCUCAAGACCUGAUCUCAAGAAAAUUCUGUUUGAGUGUGAAGGCAAAGAUGUUGGAGUUAUGACUUGUGGUCCAAGAAAAAUGAGACAUGAAGUUGCUAGAAUAUGUGCUUCUGGUUUGGCUGAUAAUCUUCACUUCGAAUCAAUCAGCUUUAAUUGGUGAUCUACAAUGUACAUGUCGCAUAUAUAUGCCUUUUACUAUCCUCUAAAACGUUCAUGUUGAUUCCUCUAUGUUAUUAUAAUUAGGCAAUCGUGAACAAGUGCAAUUGCACAAGUGUGCCUGUACAUGAAUUAAUGUAUAUUUUCCUCUA